CUAGGCUUCACUAUCUGCGGUUGCGCGUCAGCCCGCAUUGGCUGUCGGUGAUAAUCGGUCAACAAACGGAGAGGCAGGAGGGCACUGGACAGCAUGUUUACAGCCUACAGACACAAUUAGCUGCCGUCAACACAGCGUUGACAGAGUUCUUUCCCGGAGGAGCUAACUCGUUUUUGGGCGACUGACGACGAUGUUUUUGUGCCACACAGGGAGGCUGUCUGCAGCGGCUCUGGAUCAGGCUUUCAAGUCCGCUGGAUCGUGUCUUGUGCGACUUAAAGCAAACACACUGAAGGACGGCACUUUGACAUUACGCAACAGCUACUCGGUUCACCGGUGUUUCAGCGCACCAGUCCGGGGUGUCUGUUUAACUCCUGUGCAUUCAGGGAAACACCAACCAGACCCGCAUCCUGUCCACAACUGGGACACACAGUCUGGUUUUGUAAUCACGGACUGGGCACACUUGGACCGGGUUUCUGCGAUAGCUGUGAGCCUCUCCAAAAGCGUGCAAAGUGAAGGCAGUUUCUCAGAUAUUAUCAGGCAGCCCAACAGGCACCUUAACAGCCGAGGAGGGCAGGCGGGUAAUGGUUUGUUUACAGGUAACUGGAGGAUUUCCACGGGGAGCAUGCAGACCAGAUCCUCAUCCACCGCCGCAGCCACGAAGAAGAAGAGUGAAGACAGCGAGGAGCAGACUGCUGUCUAUAACAAAGAGGAGGAGCAGAAUUUAAAGGACACAUCCACCAUUUCCUCAUCUACUGCAAAGGCCCCAGAGGAGCCAGAGCCAGAGGGGGGGAAACCCACCAAAGCCCAGCAGCUAAAGAAAGUCUUCAAGGAGUAUGGAGCGGUGGGAGUUAGCUUUCAUAUUGGGAUCUCCCUCAUGUCCCUGGGAAUGUUCUACCUCCUCAUAUCAAGUGGGAUCGACAUGGCAGCUCUGCUGUGUAAACUGGGCUUCAGCGAGGCAGUCGUGCGGUCCAAGAUGGCAGCAGGGACGAGCACGUUUGUCUUGGCCUACGCCAUCCACAAGCUCUUCGCACCGGUUCGCAUCAGCAUCACUCUGGUGUCUGUGCCUCUUAUUGUGCGCUACUUCAGAAAGACUGGUCACUUCAAACCACCCACACCGGCCCCCUGAUGGCCCUCCUCACCUCCUCCUCAGCCUCAUUAAGGAACAAACAUUCUGACUGUUAAUCGCUAUAAUUAAAACAUCUGUAUAUAUCUUUACUCAUCGCCUUUGUCUGCAAACGCCACAUCUGUUGUUGUUGUGAAUUCAGGUGAAACGUUUCCUGCAUUAGUUCCUGUUGUUACAUAAUCAGAGUUUAAAUUUGUGUUACUUUAGAUUUUAAAGUCCAGAAAAAAAAGCUGAACAGCCCAAAUAUUUAUUUACAAUCAGAAGUUAUGAUCAGGGAAUUUAUGUUUUCUCUCAGUAGGCAGGUUUGUCUCUAUAAAGCUGUGAAGGUUCUCCGUGGGGGCAAGUGGAAAAAGCUGAUCUCUCCUCCACUGUUCUUCCUCGCUGACUCGGCCAUGUUCAGGUGUUAUGUGAGUCAGCAGAAUAAAUCUGACUCUCUCUGCCUCCUACAUCUCUGUCCUUUUCUCUCCUUUCUGUUCUCAGACUCUCCUAUGCACUGUUUUUAUUUUCUGCUGCUGUUUUGCUUCCCUCCUGUUUUUCUUCUCAGCAUCUAUUUUCCCUCCUUUUAUAUCCCUUUGCUGUUCCUCUUCCUCUCCUCUCUCUUGUUCUUCAACUUUAAAAAUGUCACUGCCUGAGCAGCUACUUCAAGCUAAUUAAUCCAUGAGUGAAGCUGACUGUCGCUGACUGAAAGUUUUGGAUUGAGAGUUUUUUUUCUGAUUGAAUGGACCUUAUUUAACUAUUAAAAGGAAUGUUGUCUUUUUGA
This is a messenger RNA of Notolabrus celidotus (New Zealand spotty), 1883 nucleotides long. It is a transcript of the gene mims2, whose product is annotated as family with sequence similarity 210 member B. Bases 191 to 1126 code for a protein of 311 amino acids. The record is from RefSeq and is a predicted model, not a curated record. Gene Ontology annotation, cellular component: mitochondrion. NCBI's taxonomy places the organism in Eukaryota, Metazoa, Chordata, Actinopteri, Labriformes, Labridae. The transcript is spliced from 3 exons.